AAGGCGUACUAUUUAUUGUUGCCAAUAACAUUUACGAACCGACACCGGUGAAGCUAUAAAGUGAGAAUCGAUCAAAGCUUUAUCGCACACUAGGUGAAACAAGAGGCAUUUGAUUCAACAUGAGUGCAAGCGCUCGGUGUCGAUGGAGUCUCUGAACGCAGUGGAGCUCCGUGAACUGGGGAAUGGGAGCAGGCGAGAUCCUCAUCAGGCCUCGUCAGGACCACGGACAGCGGCCACCGGCAUCGAAAACGCCUCGUUCGAAGAUGAGGAAACGGGAACGAGAAUUCGAGUUACCUCCAGAAAAUCUGGACCCGCAUCGCUGCCUACUCAUAGGGAAGUACCGUCACCGCGUUCCGACGACGAACAUGAGCUCGAGUAUCACGACCAUUCGGUGGAUUAUGGGUUCAUAUUCGCGCUGGUGUUCCUCGUGAGCGGAAUUGUGUUAGUGGUAAUCGCCUAUAUGAUUCCCAGAGAGGCUAAAGUCAAUCCGGACCAAGUGACAGCGCGCCAAAUGGAGAAACUGGAGAUGUACUAUGCACAACUCGGUUCUCACCUCGACAAAUGCAUUAUUGCGGGACUUGGUUUGCUUACUAUGGGAGGAAUGUUGUUAUCUAUUUUGUUAAUGGUCUCUAUAUGCAAAGGUGAACUGUACCGACGGAGGACUUUCGCUAGAAGACCCAUGAAAUCGUACGGAUCUAUUAAUAUGAGAAUGAAGCAGUUGGCUGAGGGUGAAGGGCGGGAAACGCUCGUGGAAUGUGAACCGAACGCCACCGCCGACGCUGCGAACGGUAAUCGAGUUCCUUCUGGAACGCAAAACACGAAGCAGAACCGAAUUACGGUCAACUAGAACUGCAUUUCUAUGGAGUUAUACUUGUGCCACAAUUCUGCACGCACAAAAUAAUAUUUUGAGCGCACAAAAAGGUAUUUUGCACGCAGAGUGGGUAGGAGAAGAAAGCAAAAUGUAAGAAUCCUGAGCAAAUUCACAUUCAAAUAAACUUUACUCAAGCGCAAAAUUGCUUUUCGUUUGCUCAAAAUGAAUUUAUCGUUGCAAGAAGAUACAUUGCUUUACAAAACUGGGUUCAAGCGUGUGCAAAAUAACUUUUUAUGUCCUCAAAAUAUCAUCUUACAUGUGCAGAACAUUCUUUGUGUGCUCAGAAUAUCAUCUUGCACGUGCAGAAAAUGUUUUGUGCUCCUUAAAUAUCAUCUUGUGCAUGCAGACAUUUUUUUGCACUCAAAAUAUCAUUGUGCGCAUGCAAAAUAACUUUUUGAGCGCUCAAAAUAUCGUCUUGCGCAUGCAGAAAAUGUUUUUGCACACAAAAUAUCAUCGUGCAAAAGAACUUUUUGUGCACUCAAAAUUUAAUCUUGCAAGCGCAGAAAUUUAUCAGAGAUAAUUUUGCGUGUGCAGAAUUGUGGCACAUAUAUAACUCCAUACAUUUCAUUAAGGAAAUACCAGUGCUUGCAGGUAGUAAAAAGUUUUAAAGAUCAGAUUUGGAGUUGUGUGGAUUUCAGCCAAUGCUACUCUUAAAAGUUAACAACAUUUCUUUUCGCCGAUAUACACAUUUAAAAUCGACAGUCUUUAUCUUCCUGGAAAAAUGACCAAAAUAUUGAUGACAUCAUCUUGCACUUGUGGGUGUAGCCAAAUUUUGUCCAAUAAAAUGCUCGGCAUAGUGAGAAUCGACAACUGAAAAAGGUUUGAAUAUUUGGAUAAAAAAAAAUCCUGCUCAAUUAGUUGCAGAAAAUUGCCAAGAAGAAACGCUCAAAAAAUAUUUCAGUCGGUUUUUAGGUAUGACACAUUUCCAUCAAACUGAAUUGAGUAAUCUUGAACAAAAUGUACAUAUAAUGAAUGAAGCAUAAUGUUAAAGGUGUUGUAAGCAAUUUUUUCUUGGAAAGUUAUGUAAAAAAAUGUUCCUACUCCCUGAGAGAUAUUAAUGAAAUAAGUGUCCUGAGAUAUCUCACUGGUCUCUGUGACAACUCUAGAGUCUGUAAACAACAAACAAAAAUGUGUCCGCGGGCCGCAGUCUCUGAUGCUUUCGACCUGUCAAACAUUUUGCUCGUUCUCACAGUAUUGGAGUUGCAGCGAAUUAUUGAGUCUUACUGCCAUUUUUAUGCCAUGUUGCUCAUAACAAUUGUCAGCUGAGGGCGCUAUUUUGCAGCUGUUGUUUUUAACAACUGUUUCUGCAUAAUGUUAGCCUCAAUAAAGCUCAUUUGGUAUCUUUGGAGUGCCGGGUUUUGGGAAGAGGGGGCGUGGCUAAUUCAACGGCUCAAUCUGGUGGAAGUACAAUGACUAAAAUCGCUUACAGCACCUUAAAGUAAAUAAACUGAAAUACUUCAAAUUCAUGCUUAAUUUACAAAAAUGCAGAAUAUUUAAUCUAUUAUUCAAUUCAGUUUGAUGGAAAUUUGUCAUACAGUUAAAAUGCAUACAUCUUAAAAAUAGACCGAUGCCACAUCCACACUAAUAUAUUUCCAUUCGAAAACUCAGUUUUCAGUUUACUAAGGUCAUUGUUUUUGAAACACUCCGUUUUUCUGUGGAGCAAAAUGCAUUAAAACGUAUUAGUGUGGAUGUGGCCUGAAAUUGUUUUUUAAGUACAAAUAGAGUAUUUUAAGAAUGUCAGUACAGUGCUGCCUUGCAAGUACUAAUCAUCAAGCUGUAGGAAAAUGUGCGAAACACAAAAUGUGAUAGUUGGUGCUGAAAGAGAAUUUAAACAUUCAAAAAGACAAUUGAAAGCAGGCCUUUGUAUGAAAGCACAAUGGCCAAUGGUCAUAAAGGCAUAUUAUAACUCAACAUGCUGCAAAAUAAACCGCCAUCAGCUACUUUACAUAACUUGAACUAAAUGUCUUUAUAAUCUAUAACAUCACUUAAAGGCACUAUGAGUGUAAUAUAUACAAGCAAGCAGUUAUUAUCCAAGGAUGCAAUAUGCCUUAAAACGUUACUAAUUUUCUCUGUAUACCGUGAACACAUUUAGGCUUGUUUGUAUUUGUAUGCUAUUAGUGUUUUGCAUAGGACUUUAAUGUUUAUGUGGUCAUACACUUGUCAGACACUCACUUUCAUCACCUCGUACUGCUGGAGUAGAGGACAAUGUCUAUUGCAACCAAGGAACAGACAUAUGAAUGCUUAACAUUUUAAACAAAAUAUCUAUUUUACAAUAUCUGCCAUAUAUGGUAAUUUAGUAGAUUUGUGCUGAAUAAUAACAAAAAUGUGAACUUUUACUGUAAUGGUGCAAAUUGCCUAGAUUUCAGUAGAAAAUAUAUAUUGCCAUAUCAAUGUUCAGGUUAAAAAAGAUCUUUGGUGGUUGUUUUCUCAAUGGACAACUGACAAAACAGCUAUACUUUAUGCUUUAAUAAUAUGCUGCUCACCCCUUUAAAGACAAAGUUAUUGUAACAUAAGCAGAGGACAUCACGACCAUAUUUGACAUUCAUGUGUACUUGAUUAUAAAGCUGUCUGCACCUAUAGCUUCAUUUUCCAGCUGAGGUAGUAAUUUUUUAAAGAAUACUGUUAAAAAUACAGCAAGAUUGUAAUCAAACAAAGCAUAAACCUAAGAAUGGCAGACGUGUUACCCAUCUUAAAUGUAAAGAUUUACCUGUAAUGUUAUAUUUACGGAUAUGUGGUAUAUAUAGAAAAUGUGUACACUCAUAGAAUAUUUCUCUGUGCAGCACAGCUUUAUACGAGCAAUUGGCUAAACUAAUACAUAUGUUAACUAAUAGAGUAUAAAGCCAAAAAAUGAUCAAAAGCAUUUUCAAAAGUGCACUUGAUUUACUUCAUGGAACAUUAUUUCACUAAUCAGUUAACAAUAAUUUGUAUUUCAGGUCAAUGUAGAAUUAAGGUGGUUAUGAAUUCUUGUUUUUUUUUGUUUUUUUUGUGUGUGUGUGUGAACAUUUAAAAUAACUUUAUAAUUAAGCUCAAUUGACAGCAUUUGUGCUGUGAUGUUGAUUACCACAAAAUAUAUUUUUGACUUGUCCAUCCUUUUCUUAUUGUUUUUUAUUUUUAUUUUUUUUUUUUUUAAAUCGAAGUUUCAGUGAGGCACUUACAAUGGAAGUGAAUGGGGCCAAUUUUUGGAGGGUUUAAAGACAGAAAUGUGAAGCUUUUAAUUUUAUAAAAGCACUUGUAUUAAUUAUUCUGUUAAAACUCGUGUAUUAUUUGAGCUGUUAAGAUGUUGUGGUCAUUUUUGUGGUCGUUUUAGUAUUUUAGGGUUUACAGCAUUUCGUCACCAUGGCGACGAAGUAGUAAAAUUUGAUAUAACUGUACACAGCAAAGAUUAGUAAGCAAUUGUAUCACUCUAAAAUAAUAUUAACACACAUAUUGUUUAUGUCUUGUGGCUAUAAUUUUGAAACAGUGAUUAUUUGAAUGUUUACGGAUUGGCCCCAUUCACUUCCAUUGUAAGUGCCUCAGUGUAACCCAGAUUAUUGCUUUUUUUAAAGAAUAGGAGGGACGAGUCUAAAUUAAUUUUUGUGGUAAUCAACAUUAUGCCACAAAUGCUGUCGAUUGAGCUUAAACUUGAACUUGUAUUAAGCCCGUACCAUUCCUUGAAACAAACAAGACAGGGUAAAAUUUUGAGAAAAGAAAAAACAAUGAUAGACUUUGACAAAUAUUUGUCACUGUUACACUGAAAUGUAAAGCAGUUGGCAUCCAGUGGUUAAUGUGAGCACAUAGUAUCCAAGGCAGAUCACUCCAAUAGCAUUAUGAAUAAAAUAUCAAUGGUUAAAUCAUUGUUUAUUUACUUUCUAGGAAAAGUAAAUGACAUUCCAGGUUUUAAAUAUGAAUCUUUACAUAAUACAUUUACUAUGACAAUGAAAGUCUAAUCAUUGUUUGAAGUUUACUAUAUAUAUUGUCCUUUUGAAAAAUUUGGUGGUGUAUAAAGUGUGAUGCCUCUAACAUGGAUUUUAAAACUCUGUUUAGAAUAUUAUGUCAAAACCGACAUUCAUGUGCUGCUUGAUGCAUCACUACUUUGUGCUGUUUAAAUGCUGAUGAAAGUAUAAUGGAUUUGCUGUACUAUGUUUUGAUAUCCAAUAAUUUUUUUUCAUUGCAUCACAAAAUUAUAGUCAAUAUAUGUCAUUUAUAAACUUUAAGAUGUUGGUUGGUUAUAGUGUGAUGUGAAAAGAUACCUGGAGAGCGGAAAAUGGUAAAUUGCUUUUAUGUCUUAAAUUAAAAUAUAGUCUUGUAAGCACAGAGGCAUUAGUAUUGAGCACGCUAAGCAUUUAUCUGGCCAUUACACCAAGUCUGUUGUACACAAACCUACUGUUGGUCUUUUAACACAAUCGCGUUGCUCAUGCACAAGCCACUAUAUGAAUGUUUUUCACUCAAAGUUGAAGUGGCAUUAUGAAGUGUUUUACUGUCUCAACAGCUAUAACCCCAAGGGUCAAUUUAUAGAUGGGUGUUUUAAACUGAACAUGAAAGAGAAAGUCACAUUGGCUAUGUUGGGAAUGGAAUACUAGCAUACUGCAUGGUAUAUACUAUAUACUUUGCUUACUUUAAAAUAAACAAAUAUGUGAAACUGUAUGCAACGAUAAAUGGUUCAACCAAUUCUAUGGUACAUUGUUGUCAUAUGUCCUCAGCAUGUUUAAUUCAGUAAGUUAUUAUCUUUAAAUAUAGUUUUUCAAAUAAUGAAUAACAAAAGUGAUGUUAAAAAUCACGGAGGGACACAGUGGCAUUCCGCGCAGUGUGUUUUGUUGUAAAUGCACAUUUAGGCAAAAGUACUGUCAUUUUUGCAUUCUAAGCACAGUAUAUAUACUACCUACUGCAGAAACAGUAAGAGUAGUAUGCCAUUCCAAUCAUAGCCAGAGAACAAACUAUAAUACAUCCGGGCCCUGAAAUUCCAAAUGAGCACAAUUAUGAAGCUUGUCCUUGUUUGGGAUAAUCAGAUGCAGCUGCUCUUCUUUUCUUACCAAAUUAACAUAAUUAUAAACUCUGUGAAGAUUAACAAUGGCAGCAAGCUAAAUAAUUCCUAGAGAGCUCAUACUGCAGAGGUUAAACAGUGUGCACAGUACUUGUGUGGGCCAUACUGACUGUUAUUUCUUUUUUUAAAUUGAGUGCAGUACCAUGGUACUUUUGGGUCAGUCACUCUUUUUCUCUGCCUUUGAAUCUAGAAAGCAGGGGUAUUUGAAUUAGCAUGUGUACAAGGUGAGUUGUGCAUUUCAAGGCUGUACGUUUUCCUAUAUGUUAAAAGCAAAUGUUUCAUCUUUUUUAUACUGUUACCAUGCGUGAAAUAAACCUAUUUGUUGCU
Messenger RNA from Myxocyprinus asiaticus (Chinese sucker), 6218 nucleotides. Its product is annotated as transmembrane protein 74B-like. Bases 143 to 847 code for a protein of 234 amino acids. The transcript is spliced from 2 exons. Lineage: Eukaryota; Metazoa; Chordata; Actinopteri; Cypriniformes; Catostomidae. The record is from RefSeq and is a predicted model, not a curated record.